UAAGGACCUGAACACAGAGGGUUUUAGCCUGGAGUGCUGCAGGAGCAUGAUUGCACUCGUGGACAUGGACGGGACGGGCAGACUCAGCCUGCAAGAGUUCAGACUUCUCUGGAACAAGAUCAAGCAGUGGCAGGGGAUCUUUAGACACUACAGCUCGGACCAGGCUGGUAUCAUCAACAGCUACGAGAUGAGAAAUGCCAUCAACGAUGCAGGCUUCCGCCUCAACAACCAGCUGUAUGACAUCAUCACCAUGCGUUACGCCAAUGAGGGUAUGAACAUCGACUUUGACAGCUUCAUCAGCUGCCUGGUCCGGCUCGAAGCCAUGUUCAGGGCAUUCCAGGCUUUUGAUCAGGAUGGUACAAUCAGACUUAGUGUCUUGGAGUGGCUCCAGCUGACCAUGUAUGCCUAGAUUGCCAGACAGGUGUUCUCAGCCAGAUGUCCUCCCAGGUCUCAGGCUUCUCUAAUUUCCUCUCCUGACCAUGUCCCAGUACUGCUGAAACAUCAGUCUCUUCUGAGUCGGCCAUGUUUUUUUUUUUUUUUAAACACACCCCACUCCUUACCAGAUGUACCGUUCUCUCUCUCUCAGGCAUCAAACACACACAACCUCUCUUUUUCUGUCUCCAUAUCUCUCCAUAACCCAUCGAAUCUCUUUAAAUAUUCCGUUUUAUUUACACCACCCUCGACGUCUCCCCUAUACCACCUACCACCCUCGACAUCUCCCCUAUGCCACCCUUGACGUCUCACCUAUGCCACCCUCGACGUCUCCCCUAUACCACCUACCAUCCCAUAACAUUUGAUAACCCACCCUGACACGAUGCACUGUCAAGCCCCUUCUCCAGUGAAGACCACGGCUCUCUCAUUGGCCAAUGGAUGAGAUGUUGGAGAAGGACCCAGUGCUCCCUUCCUUCAGUCUUGGACAUCCUGCCUCAGCACCGGAUUGGUUGGUCCGUGGGAACCGGAACGAACCCCCUAUCAGCUCUGAAACACUGGUGUCAAGAGUUAAUGGCUAUAGAAUCUGCUCGUCUGCCAGUCCUACCAAUGGAUGGAUGAGACAGAGAAUGAGACCCACCCUUCCCCCUCCGCUGUACGGCCAGGACCAGGCAGGAGCCUCCCUAGCCUGUUGUAGAGCUCCCUACAGAGUGGGUUCAACAUGUGGAGUUGGGAAUAUGACUAUGGGUUGGACUUGUUGUGGUUUCCUAUUAAAAGUUUUGGUCAAAUGAGUGUAAUGCAUUUUUAAACAUUUUUAACCCAAUAAAUAAUUGUGUAG
Oncorhynchus masou masou (cherry salmon) is the source of this 1267-nucleotide messenger RNA. RefSeq names its product calpain-3-like. The record is from RefSeq and is a predicted model, not a curated record. Gene Ontology annotation, cellular component: calpain complex. NCBI's taxonomy places the organism in Eukaryota, Metazoa, Chordata, Actinopteri, Salmoniformes, Salmonidae. Bases 47 to 409 code for a protein of 120 amino acids. Gene Ontology annotation, molecular function: calcium ion binding. The transcript is spliced from 7 exons.